Molecule: messenger RNA, 2793 nt
Organism: Ustilago hordei
Lineage: Eukaryota; Fungi; Basidiomycota; Ustilaginomycetes; Ustilaginales; Ustilaginaceae
Product: putative VIP1 - actin cytoskeleton organization and biogenesis-related protein
Exons: 1
Coding region: 1-2793 (930 amino acids)
Biological process (GO): inositol metabolic process; inositol phosphate biosynthetic process
Cellular component (GO): cytosol
Molecular function (GO): diphosphoinositol pentakisphosphate kinase activity; inositol hexakisphosphate kinase activity; 5-diphosphoinositol pentakisphosphate 1-kinase activity
Source: RefSeq, a predicted model, not a curated record
AUGGAGAGGAUUCAAGUCGGAGUAGCGGCAAUGGACCGCAAAGCUCGCUCGAAACCCAUGCAGAACAUCCUCAAUCGACUCAUCAGUACGAAAGAAUUCGACGUUACCAUCUUUGGCGAAAAAGUGAUUCUCGACGAACCUGUUCAGGAUUGGCCUAUGGUGGAUGUUCUGAUUUCUUUCUUCUCCACGGGCUUCCCACUGGAUAAAGCGAUCUCCUAUGCCGACUUACGCAAGCCUGUUCUUGUCAACGAUCUUCGUCUGCAACAGGUGCUGUGGGAUCGAAGAGCCGUGCUUUCUGUCUUGGACAGUGUCGGUGUAGCCACUCCCAGGCGUUUGCAGGUUGAUAGGGAUGGCGGACCUGAUCUCGAGGAUAGCAUUCUCCAGGAUUUAAAGACUAGAGUAGGCGCGGAUUUGAACAAGGAUAGAGAGCCCAAACAGUGUAGGCUGGAUGAUUAUGAUCACUUGUCCAUCGGUGGGCAAAAGAUUUCCAAGCCUUUUGUGGAGAAGCCGGUUUCGGGGGAGGAUCAUAAUAUUCAUAUCUAUUUUGCUAAGGCCAGAGGUGGCGGUGGUCGAAGGUUGUUCCGUAAAGUCGGCAACAAAUCGUCUGAAUACGAUCCCAAUCUGGUCGAGCCACGCACUGAUGGCUCGUACAUCUAUGAGCAGUUUAUGGACGUAGACAAUGCCGAAGAUAUCAAAGUCUAUACGAUCGGUCCACACUUUGUUCAUGCUGAAACACGCAAGUCCCCCGUAGUCGACGGUGUGGUCAAGCGAAACCCAGAUGGAAAGGAGAUUCGCUACAUUACCAAACUCAGCGAUGAAGAGGUCAAGAUGGCAACGGCCAUUUCGAAAGCGUUCAAGCAGAACAUUUGCGGAUUCGAUCUGUUGCGAGUUGGUGGCAAGAGUUAUGUGAUUGACGUUAACGGAUGGAGUUUUGUCAAAGGUAAUGACUUUUACUAUGACAAAUGUGCCGAGAUCUUAGGUCGCUUCUGCAAGGCGAAUGUUGUGAGACGAGCGAUUGGCAGUGGAGUUAGUGGAUGCGGUAGUUCAAGUCCUAGGGAGAGGGAGAGGUCUACUUGGAACUUGAAGGCUUCCGUCACUGUUUUCAGGCAUGGUGAUCGAACACCGAAGCAGAAGCUAAAGAGGUCCUUUAAGCCUUCCGAGACUUGGGCUGCUCCGCUUAUUGCCCUCUUACAAGGUCGCAGGGAGGAGAUCAUCCUUCGCACCCAACUCGAGCUCGUUUCUACAGCUGCAUCCGAAGCUCUCGCUCUUCCCGGUGCAAAUAGGCAAGACCUGGAAUUGAUCAUGCAACUCAUCAACCGCAAAAAGGACAUGCCGGGAACGAAAGUUCAAAUCAAACCCAGCUUCGACAAGGGAUCAGGCGAUCUGUGUAAGAUGCAACUCAUCAUCAAAUGGGGUGGUGAGUUCUCCCAUGCUGCCCGCCACCAGGCCAAGGACUUUGGUAAUAACAUGAGGAAGGAUAUGAUCAUUAUGAAUGCCGAUGCGCUAUCCAACUGCACCGUCUAUACUUCUUCUGAGCGCAGGGUUACUGCUUCAGCCGAGAUCUUUGCCGCUGCCUUUUUGGACGAGUCGAGCGGGGAGAAGGAGAUGAUCAUCCGUAAAGACUUGUUGGAUGAUUCGAAUGCGGCCAAGGAUGUGAUGGAUGUGGUUAAGCAGAAGCUCAAAGCUAGUCUCAGGCCUGAUAGUGCGGAAGCGAACAGGGUGCCCGAGGAUUGGCCCGAGGAUCUUCCACCACCGGCAAAGUUAGCUUUGGAGAUCGCAAGGCUGUUAGGCAAAUUGCGCGAGCUUAUGCGACAGAACUACAAGACGUUGGGUAAAGGAAUUGAGAGGAUCCAAACGAGGUGGUGUACUCACGAAACACCGCAGUUGUUCAGGGAAAGGUGGGAGAAGCUGUUUAACGAUUUCGAAGAGGAUCCACAUGACCCCUCUCGAUCAUCCGAGCUAUAUGAUAUGCUGUCUCACGAUGGACUGCACAACCGGCAGUUUGUCGAGGCAGUAUUCGCCGACCCGGCCGUGAGGGAGGAAGAGGUGGACCAACGUCUGAUCCACCUGCACGACCUAUACCGCAAAGCGUUGGCUCUAUUCUCCUUCAUCUGUCCACGCGAGUACGGUAUUACAGCGGAAGAAAAGGAAGAGAUCGGAUUCCUAACUUCAAUGCCUCUCCUCAAGAACAUCGUUGAAGAUCUCAAGGGCAGCAAAGAAAGCAAAGGCAUUUGCAGUCUUUACUUUACCAAAGAGUCUCAUAUCCACACAUUGCUCAACCUUGUUUUGGCUUCGGAACUCAACGUUGUGAUGGCCAAGAGUCCACCGUUGGACUACUUUGCAAGUAUCACUUUCGAAGUCUACGAGCGAAACUCGAACACGGCUGCUUCAAGUGCUUCUUGGAUUGCGCCGGGAAGCGCUAGUAAUAGUCUGCACAAGAGUCCAUCGACCUCUUCUCUUGCAACUAGUCGUGCAAGUCAGGGGCAACAACAGUAUUCGCUCCUCAUCAGCGUUUCCGAAGGUGCUCAUUCGAGUAAUAUCCUCAGUAUCAACUUGGAUGCUAGACACGCCCUCACUCCGUUGCCAAGACGGCCACUGACGACGCAUAUGGACUUUGACCAAGCAAUGAGCAAGUUGGAGGCGCACAGCAGCCGUGAUAGCAGGGUAGAGAGGGGCAUGGUCGAGGGUUCGACCGUCUUCUUUGGUCAAGAGGAUCCAGAUCGUCAGUUUAUGCCAAUCAAGAAUCGAAGGGAUAGCGUGGAUACUGAUCGAAGCUCUGUUCGACAGGGAUAA